Molecule: messenger RNA, 1443 nt
Organism: Lolium rigidum
Lineage: Eukaryota; Viridiplantae; Streptophyta; Magnoliopsida; Poales; Poaceae
Product: transcription initiation factor TFIID subunit 15b-like
Exons: 5
Coding region: 1-1242 (413 amino acids)
Molecular function (GO): RNA binding
Source: RefSeq, a predicted model, not a curated record
AUGUCGGGGUACGGAUCCGACGACUACCGCGGCGGCGGCGGCGGUGGCUACGGCGGCCGAGGUCUCCGCUGGAUCCUUGGAAUUCGUCUGCGUCCUUUUCUCGUGGUUCGCUGCGGUAAUGUGAACUUUGCGAGGAGAACUGAGUGCAAUAAAUGUGGUUCAGCUAACCCAAGUGGAGGUGGAGGUGGAGGUGGUGGCGGUGGGUAUGAUAGGUCUGGUGGAGGCUACAACCGUGGUGGUGGUGAUCAUGGUUCAGGUGGUGGUGGUGGCUACAGCAGAGGUGACGGAGGACGAGGAGGAUAUAAUCGUGAUGGUGGUAGUGGUCGUGGUUUUGAUGACCACCGUGGUGGUAGUGGUGGUUAUGGAGGAAGAGACCAAGAGAACAACCAAAGGGUGGAAAAAAAUACCUAUAAUGAUGGUGGCUAUGGACAAGCUCCCCCUAAAGGUCCUCCAUCCUAUGGCGGGCCUGCAGGUGACUACGCAGCGCCCCCAAGUUCUUAUGGAGGAAGCAAUGUAUACAGUUCAGAUAAUGCAGUGCCACCCCCUAACAGCUAUGGUGGUGGUCGAGGCUCUUACCCACCAAGCUAUGGUGCCCCACCUCAAAACCCAUAUAGUGGUGGUGCCCCAGGGGGGCAAGGAGGCCUGCCACCUACAUAUGAUGGUGGUUAUGGUGGUCGUUCUGCGCCUGGGAGUGGAGGCGCAGGUGGCGCACCCCCAUCCUAUCAUGGGGGUGGUGGCGGCGGUGGUUAUACAGGAAAUGCUACCCCUGAACCAGCUACAAAGGUUAAGCAGUGUGAUGCAAACUGUGAUGAUUCCUGUGACAAUCCAAGGAUUUACAUCUCAAACCUUCCUCCUGAUGUGACUGUUGAGGAACUGCAAGAGCUUUUUGGAGGAAUUGGCCAGGUUGGAAGGAUCAAGCAGAAGCGUGGUUACAAAGACCAGUGGCCCUGGAACAUUAAAAUCUAUGCUGAUGAUUCUGGAAAAAACAAAGGAGAUGCUUGUCUCGCUUAUGAAGAUCCAUCUGCUGCUCAUGCAGCUGGUGGAUUCUACAACAAUUAUGACAUGAGAGGCCAUAAAAUUAGUGUUGUGAUGGCGGAGAAAUCGGCACCCAGGGCUCCCACAUCUGGUCACGGAGGUGGACGCGGUGGUGGUGGUGGCUAUGGAGGGGACCGGCGCAGAGACGGAGGAGGUCAUGGGCCUAACAGGAACCAGGGUGGUGGUUCACGUUCCAGGCCAUACUGAAAACACAUAUAAUUACCUAAGAUUGUCAUCUGUGAGAAACCUUUUCUAUUCAUGUUCUCCGGACUUGUACCCAUACAGGAGCUUAAGGUAGGUUUUGUCUGCUUUUUCCCUGGACUUCUGUUCCAUUGUCAUACACCCAUGUUUGUUGGAUGUUUGCUUUUGCCAAAAGUGAUUGAUCUAUGUUAUGUGAAUUUUUCCUUA